Molecule: messenger RNA, 900 nt
Organism: Herpailurus yagouaroundi (jaguarundi)
Lineage: Eukaryota; Metazoa; Chordata; Mammalia; Carnivora; Felidae
Product: cullin-4B-like
Exons: 8
Coding region: 1-885 (294 amino acids)
Biological process (GO): ubiquitin-dependent protein catabolic process
Molecular function (GO): ubiquitin protein ligase binding
Source: RefSeq, a predicted model, not a curated record
AUGAAAGAUGCUUUUGAAACAUUUAUUAAUAAAAGACCUAACAAACCAGCUGAGCUUCUAGCAAAGUAUGUGGAUUCAAAACUUCGCACAGGUAACAAAGGAGCUACGGAUGAAGAACUUGAAGAAUUAUUAGCUAAAGUGGUAAUUUUAUUUAGGUUUAUUCAUGACAAAGAUGUUUUUGAAGCCUUCUACAAAAAAGAUUUAGCAAAACGUCUCUUACUUGAUAAGAGUGCUUCAGUUGAUGCAGAAAAGUCAAUGCUGUGCAAACUUAAACAAGAAUGUGGAACUGCUUUCACUAAUAAACUUCAAGGAAUGUUUAAAGAUAUGGAGCUUUCCAAAGAUAUCAUGAUUCAGUUAAAACAGUAUAUGAAGAACCAAAAUAUACCAGGAAACAUUGAUUUUACUGUGAACAUUCUGACGAUGAGUUUUUGGCCAGCCUACAUCCCUAAGGAGAUCCACUUACCCCCAGAUAUGGAAAGACUUCAGAAAAAUUUCAAGAAUUUCUACUUAAGCAAACACAGUGGCCGGAAACUUCAGUGGCAGUCCACUCUUGGACGUUGUGUUCUUAGAGCUGAAUUUAAAAAGGGCAAAAAAGAACUUCAGGUAACCCUUUUCCAAACAUUGGUGCUGUUGAUGUUUAAUGAAGGAAAUCGGUUCAGCUUAGAAGAAAUUAAGGUGGCUACUGGAGUAGAGGAUAGAGAACUUAGAAGAACUCUACAGUCAUUAGCUUGUGGCAGAGCUAGAGUUCUUAUCAAAACUCCCAAGGGCAGAGAUGUGGAAGAUGGUGAUGUAUUUUUUUGUAAUGAGGAAUUCAAACACAAACUCUUCAAGAUAAAGAUCAAUGAAAUCCAGAUGAAAGAAACGGUACUUUGUUUCUCACUUUAAUGUCACUUUAAUUUU